Molecule: messenger RNA, 351 nt
Organism: Huiozyma naganishii CBS 8797
Lineage: Eukaryota; Fungi; Ascomycota; Saccharomycetes; Saccharomycetales; Saccharomycetaceae
Gene: MGR2
Product: Mgr2p
Exons: 1
Coding region: 1-351 (116 amino acids)
Biological process (GO): protein insertion into mitochondrial inner membrane; protein import into mitochondrial matrix
Cellular component (GO): TIM23 mitochondrial import inner membrane translocase complex
Source: RefSeq, a predicted model, not a curated record
AUGCCACCGGUGAGACAAGUGUAUGCGCAGGAGGAGCCCUCCAACUGGGCGAAGUUUAAGAUGGGUCUGAUGAUGGGGACCGCGGUGGGGGUGUGCACUGGAUUGAUGUUCGGCGGGUUCACCGUGUUGACGCACGGGGCUGGUCCUGACGGUGUCGUGCGGACGCUGGGAAGUACAUUGCCGGGUCUGCAGCGACGUUUGGGAGUGUUCAUGUCGAUUGGGUCCGUGAUCCGGAGCGAGCCCUGCAGUGGAGGAGGGUUGAGGUCCGCGAUGAGCUUGCACCAGCAGGCGCGGCUCGAGGCAUGGAAGGUGCGUGCUGGGAGAUGUACCAUGCGUGUGAAUAGCAAGUAG